This is a messenger RNA of Haliotis rufescens (red abalone), 3737 nucleotides long. RefSeq lists its product as uncharacterized. The transcript has 8 exons. The coding region runs from base 210 to 1046 and encodes 278 amino acids. NCBI's taxonomy places the organism in Eukaryota, Metazoa, Mollusca, Gastropoda, Lepetellida, Haliotidae. The record is from RefSeq and is a predicted model, not a curated record.
UGAUUUUCAGUCAUCCAGUCAUAGAAUUGUCAUCACUAAAUUAUCUUUUACGUCCACUGUUACCUGUUUCACCGGAUGAUAAAGACCAGACAGUCUCUCGCGUCGACGUUAUGCAUUUCCUCUUCACGAGUCACACAACUGAAACAAAUUAAGUAGAGAUCUAUGCACGAUCUGGUAAUCAUCUGUUUCACAGCACACGUUGUGACAAGAUGACUACUGUCGGCAUCCGUCUCUCUGUCGGACAACUUGCCGUUUACAUGAUGCUUAUUGGAUUCGACAAUAUGGACCAAAUACAAGCUUUCGACGCAAACAGUGGCUUAUGUGUUAAAGCAAAGUAUACCACCGCUGAGAACGACUGCAAAGAUAGAAGCAAUGGAAUAUUCAAUAUUUCGGACUUUGCAACAUCAGAAGGCGGACGACAGGCUCAAGAUGUCGUAGCUAACCUCACAGAAAUUUGGAUACGAGGAAACAAGGACGGGCUCUGCUUAACUUAUUUUGAGGAACGUGGGGCUACAAAUGGAUCUGCCUUAAAUUCGACAAACACGACAACCCCUUACAAAUUCCAAAACGCCAGCUGUGAUGAUCUGCAUUACUACGUCUGUAAGAGGAGUGCUAGUAAACCUAAAAAUGGUUCAAAGUUCCCAUAUGAUGUCACUUGUCCUGAGAGUCAGCUGACAUCUUAUCAAAGGCCUACAAUUGGGUUUAAGAGUCCGUUGAUUAUUUCCAUGGUGUGCAUCUUCGUUGUACUUGUCAUUGGCAUCAUUGCAGUGUAUCUCAUCGUCAAAAGGGAGAAGAAUGGAAAAACGAAUGGGACACCGUCGCAAGCAGGUGAUGCUCUAUACAUGAGAAGUAACCCUGCAGAUAACAGGGAGUCUGGUCUCCACACAGAAGGUAAUGAAGCUGGCAACCACGACAGCCUCACAUCAGUUCAGGCCCAAGGUCCUCUAGGUGCUGAGGACGAGGGUGUGGACGUCGUUGUAGUACAGUGUGAAGACCCUAGAGAAGCGGACGACCUUCAUGACAACCCUUUAUACGUCCCUUACUGACCUGCAAACUAGGGACGCGUGUAUGCCUGACGGCUAUACAGUGUAAACCACACUGAGUCGGAAUGCUACCAGACAGGUAUACAUAAUCUAACACACAGAAAUAACAGUUGAGGGGAUUCAUACUAUUCAUGUACGUGUGAUUUUGCAAAAGAUCAACAUUGUGCGUUCAACAACGAACAGGGUAAACGUUGUGUUGCUUUUACAUAACGCUAUUUUAUGUCAAAAGAUCAACAUUGUGCGUUCAUACAAUCUUGUAUACUUGUUCACUUGUUAAAUAUAAUAUAUACAAAACUAUGAAUACUUGACAACGCAGUAGUAGUCAGUAACUUCCAAUCAUUAAUGAUUUACAAUCAUUAUUAGUGUGUUUUUCACUCAUGGCGUUAAGUUUAUGUAAUGGUGGUUUACAGUAAGAUAUAUGUUUUUGUCAAGAAGGAUUCUGAAAGUAAACAUUGUUAAAUUUCUGGUUAAUGUUGCCGAUCACUUCAUUCACGAGAAUUCGUAUAUGUUUAACUAAAUAAUUAUUCUUCUGGUCGAAGCAACAACAGCGGACAGGGUAAACGUUGGUUUGCUCUCACAUAACGCCAUUUUCUGUCAGUGUGGUAUCCUUCUGAAGAUUUCAUCUGUUACGGAAUCCAAAAUUUUAAGAGUUGGAUUUGGUGCAUAAGUGAAGGAAUUCCCAGUACAUUAAAUAUAUUGACUAUUUAAACGAGAACUAUAGUUGUGCACUUCCGCGUUAUUGUUAAUUUAAUUAUAGUAGGUUUUUUUUUACACAAAAACCGAAUAAGUUAUAGAACAUCCGACAAAACAGGAUAUUAGAUACUGACAGAAUACACCAUGUAUAUAUGUACAUAUGAUUCUCUUAAAAUUAGAAUGUAUAUUUACAUUUGUAUACAUGUUUACCCCUUGAACUGUUUUAUGAUAAUUGUUGACAUGUGUAUUUUGCUGUAGUUUGAUGCUGCUUUGCGUUUUGUUGGGCUGUGUGAUAUCCCUGCAGUUAUCUUUGUGUCUCAAUAAUUUGAAUGCUAUGGAAAUAUGGUGAUUGUACUUAUUCCUUCUUAUGUAUAUAAUUAUAAUAUACGCCGGCUGUAUUGAGGAUAUCUAACAUAACAGCCUAACGUAAACCUGGCCUGUACAGUCAAUCAGUAGAUAUUGAGUUGAUACAGAAUGUGUCACUAUGUUGUACAAUGGCACACAUUCUUUUUUUUCUCUCAACUGGGAAACAUAUAUUUUUGUUGUUCUAAAUAAUAAACAUACGUUCAAACACGAUCCGGGGCGGCCGGGUAACCUAGUGGUUAAAGCGUUCGCUCGUCACGCCGAAGACCCGGGUUCGAUUCCCGACAUGGGUACAAUGUGUGAAGCCCAUUUCUGGUGUCCCCCGCCCUGAUAUUGCUGGAAUAUUGCAAAAAGGAGCGUAAAACCAUACUCACUCAAUCAAACACGAACCUGGCGGGUGUGCUGAUCGUGUAAUUAUUCCUGCAGAGAGGAACAGGUGCAUAAUUGAAUCCAAAGGAAUAAUUUGCUUGUUUGGAGGAUGUCACCGGGUCAUUGAAUCUACCCAUGUAACGUUCUUGUGUGGCACCGCUCCUUCACUUACUUUCCGACACCGCUCGGCAACGUACGGCUAUCAGUGUCAUUGCACUCCAAGUUAUGGAAUUAGCGACCCGACUACUUCAUUCUCUGUGACUUAACGGCACUCUACUUACAUGUAUUGACUUAAUGUUUGUUAUCUCCUAUAUGCUCGCUCCCUUAUUCCUGUAUUGAAAAUGGUUUUGUAACUAUGAUUUUCAGACAUUAGGGGAAUUUGUAUGUAUACUCAGAUAUUUAUCAUGCAUUUAUAAUCAUUUUUGCCUCCUCAAUAUGUAUACAUAGCUUGUUGUAAAUCUUUAAUGAUUCCGGUGGAUAGCUUAUGUUCAGCGCUUCAUAUUGAUACUUACAUCUUCAGUAUGGAUAUCGCAGUUAGUUUGCUAUUCGUGUUUUCCCCAUGUUUAGAAACACGCGUUGGCUAAGCACUUCAGAUUACUGUAUUCCCCACCUGUCUUGGAGAGAUUGCCCUCUCUGAAGUCCGCGCGCUGUAUGUAUAAACUUCUUCAAGCUCUUGUGUCUUUACCCCCAGAAUUCGUUAGGCCGUUUUACGGUCGAUUUGCUCUUGGGCGGUUGCUUCGAAACUCAGGUUUUCCGAGCACUGUUGAUCUAGUACUGACUUACUCUGGUUGUAUUGAGCUAAACAUAGUAACUUGUGUUUCCAGUACUCAGUUUUUCUAGUAAUCCGUGGAAAAACUAACCUUCCCGUGAUUGUGAAGCUUCAGUCGAUUCGACUAGUUUGUUAUUCAGACGUUCUCGUCUAUUUUAUAGUCCAAAUGACUUUUUUUAGGGAUAGGCCCUCGUUAUUUCCCGUUAUUUAACCUAGCUAAGGUUAUACCCUCAUUAGAGUUAUGAGAUAAUUAACUCAGGUGUUUAUUGGUCGCAGCCGACUUAAUUGGCUGUCUAAGGAUCUGGUCGGAAUCUUGUCAAAGUGAUGCUUUAUUUACUCUAAUUUUAUUACUGUAAUACAGUUGCUUAGCUAAGCCGCUUGUGUAUUUUCUCUGAUUUUAUUAAUCAGAGAGCUUUGUCAGCGCAGAUUUGUGUAUUUAGUCCUAUUAUUGCCAUCUAUUGGUAAUAUUAGUUGUUAAUAAUAAACCUGUGAACCUCUCA